AAAUUAAUAUGCCCGAAAAAUAAAUCCGAAAAUCUCCAUUCCUCCUCCGCCUUCCCCAUUGAUCCCCUUCUCCUCUCUCCUCUCCUCUUCCCUCUCUCGUUUCCCAAAUCACCAGCGAGCCAUGGCGCCUCCUCCCCUCCCGUCGCCGCCCCUGACUGGCUGACCCCACCCCCUCUCUCUCCCUGCCACCUGGGCCCCACCACCUUGCCCUUCCCCUCGCCCCCAAAUCCCCAAAUCCCCCGAGGGAAGAGGAGGGAAUUGGUUGGCUGACCAAUCGGCCGAUCCGCCGCCGCCGGUCUCUCAAUCCGCCGCUGCCGCCAUGUUCAACAAGAUCAUCAAGCGGGGCGCCCGCAAGGGCGCGCGGGGGGACGGGGCGGAGCCCGCGGCGCGCCCCGCGGCGCCCUCGUCGUCCUCCGGGGGCGGGGGCGGAGGUGGCGGUGCGGGGGGGCCAGCGCCCGUCACCGUCAACCACUCCUCCAGGGCCUCCGCGCCGUCGCCAUCUUCGCCGACCUCGCCGCACCUGGCGCCGGCCGCGUUCGCGGCCAACCAGGCGGCGGGGGUGGCGUCACACCCCUCGCCGCCGCUCCUCGAGCCGCUCCCGCUCCUCCGUGACGUCGCCGCCGCCGACCGUCCGGGGCUCCUCCUCCGCAAGCUCCGCCUCGUCGCCGCGCUCUUCGACUUCUCCGACUCUCUCAAGCACCCGCGGGAGAAGGAGGCCAAGCGCCAGGCGCUCCUCGAGCUCGUCGACUACGUGCAGGCCCCCGCGCAGACCGCGGGCGCCAACGCGCCUGCGCGCCUCCCGGACCACGUCCAAGAGGCACUCAUCGCCGCCAUCUCCGCCAACAUCUUCCGCCCGCUGCCCCCGGCGCUGCACGAGUGUGCCGCCGCGAUCGACCCCGGAGCCGCACCCGACGAGGAGGAGGAGCCCUACCUCGACCCAGCCUGGCCGCACCUCCAGCUCGUCUAUGAGCUCCUGCUCCGGUAUGUGGUGUCGCCCGACACCGACACCAAGGUCGCCAAGCGGUACGUGGACCACGCCUUCGUUCUCCGCCUCCUUGACCUCUUUGACUCCGAGGAUCCCCGCGAGCGCGAGUACCUCAAGACCGUGCUCCACCGCAUCUAUGGCAAGUUCAUGGUACACCGCCCCUUCAUCCGCAAGGCCAUCAACAAUGUGUUCUACCGGUUCAUCUUCGAGACGCAGCGCCACAAUGGCAUAGGGGAGCUCCUUGAGAUCCUUGGGAGCAUCAUUAAUGGCUUUGCCCUGCCAAUGAAGGAGGAACACAAGCUGUUCCUUGCCCGGGCGCUCAUCCCACUGCAUAAGCCCAAGUCUGUCGCAAUCUACCACCAGCAGCUGUCAUAUUGCAUUGUCCAGUUCGUUGAGAAGGACUACAAACUAGCGGACACCGUGAUCAGAGGGCUGCUCAAAUACUGGCCGGUCACAAAUUGCCAGAAGGAGGUGCUGUUUCUGGGGGAGCUUGAAGAAGUACUCGAGGCGACACAGCCUGCCGAAUUCCAGCGGUGCAUGGUGCCACUGUUUAAGCAGAUUGGGCGCUGCCUUAACAGCUCUCAUUUCCAGGUUGCUGAGCGGGCCUUGUUCUUGUGGAACAAUGAUCACAUUGUAAGCUUGAUAGCCCAAAAUCGUGGUGCUAUAUUUCCAAUCAUAUUUGAAGCUCUUGAGAGGAAUAUUCAGAGUCACUGGAAUCAAGCCGUUCAUGGUCUCACUGCAAAUGUGCGAAAGAUGUUUUUGGACAUGGACAGUGAGCUAUUUGAAGAGUGCCAGCAGCAGUACAUGGAGAAACAAGCAAAAGCCAAAGAGAUGCAGGAGCAACGAGAAUCUGCAUGGAGACAAUUGGAAGCUGUUGUUGCGGCCAAGGCUGCUGGAGAUGACAUGGUUUUGGUGAACUAGAUGAUUGUUGCUCACUAUCCCACGAACAUCCAUGUGCAUCUGUCGACAAGAUAUCGAUGCCAGCUGCAGUGUGCUCAUAACCACAUUGAUGACUUGGGAUUAAAAGGUCAGUGUUCCUUGGAUUGGGAAAAAAUGCCGACAGAAUUCAAACACGAUGAUGGUAGCAAAGGCUAAUUCUUCCAGAGUCGCUAUGCCUAAUGAGGUCCUGCUAUGUUGUCCUUCCUUUGUCCAGUCCCUCCCUUUCUGUUUUGUUAACUUAGGAAUAAUCGGACACUUGUAUUAGUGCUUCAUUGCUUGCCCGAGUUCUCUGCCCACAAUUGGGAAAAUGGUAGUAGAAAAUGACUGAGCUAGAUGUAAGCCUUUUCUUUUCCUCCCUUCUCUCCUUGGAGUUAUUUCAGUUCAUCAAGUUGUAUGGAAGUAACAUCACUGCCAAAGAUAAAAGCUCAUUUAAUUUAGUGUGUGGUAUGAUAGCAAUAAAAUGGCUCAUGAGUAGGAA
Phragmites australis (common reed) is the source of this 2402-nucleotide messenger RNA. RefSeq names its product serine/threonine protein phosphatase 2A 57 kDa regulatory subunit B' alpha isoform-like. Gene Ontology annotation, molecular function: protein phosphatase regulator activity. The transcript is spliced from 3 exons. Gene Ontology annotation, cellular component: protein phosphatase type 2A complex. The record is from RefSeq and is a predicted model, not a curated record. Lineage: Eukaryota; Viridiplantae; Streptophyta; Magnoliopsida; Poales; Poaceae. Gene Ontology annotation, biological process: signal transduction. Bases 320 to 1906 code for a protein of 528 amino acids.